AUGCCGGACCCGGAGGCCUCCCCUUCCUUGUGCUCCUCCUCCUCUUCCGCCUCCGCCCCGUCCCCCGAACCCUCCCCAACGUCCAGCACCUCGGCAACGAUAACGGCUGCUGACGAUGGAAUAUCCUCCACCGCCACCACCGUCACAGUCACAACUACCGCCGCCGCCGCCGCCGCCGCCGCCGCCGCCGCCGGGACAGACAACGGCAUCGGCGGCAGCGAGAGCAGCGGCAACGGCGGCAGCUGCAGCACGGCGGCGGCGGGAGGGCUUCACGGCGGGAGCGUGGUCAGCUGCGGCAACGGCGACGCGGCGACGGCGACGGCGACGGCGACGGCGGCGGCGGCCCGGGUGUCAACGGCGGAGUGCGGAGGCAAGGAAGGGGGUUCGGCGGAUUCGGGGUCGCAAGGCCCGCACUCCGGGAAGAAUAUGCCGGUGCUGGCCCGUCUCGACUCCGCCUGCUGCUCCCCGGCGCAGACGUCUUGCGACGGCGACGACGUCGGCAGCAGCAGCGUCGGCGUUGCGACCCCCGCCGCCUCCACCGCCGCUGACAGUGGCGCCACCGCCGCCGCCGCCGAUGAUGGUGGAGGUGGUGAUGUGUCGGGCCAGCAGCAGGAACAGCAACAGCAGCAGAUGCCACCGCCGUCGCCGCACGCGACCGUCGCCCUCAGAGUGGGUGAGGCAGCGGCGGCGGCAGCGGCAGGUGGCGGCGUGGCGUCGCCGACGAGGUCACUGGCGACUCCUACCUCCGGCGCCCGCAGGCACAGCAGCGGCGCCCCCGGUAGACGCAUCAAGGCCGCGGCGAACGGCUGCAAGAGCAGGAACAGCCUCGGUGCCGGUGACCCCGCUAGCGGCGGCUCUGUUGGUCUCCGUAAGCCUUCGUCGUUUUAUUCCCCCAACGGCGGCGGCGGUCACGGCCACGGCGGCGUCCGUGGCACUGACGGCGCUAGCAGCGGUAGCGGUACUGCUGUUGGAGGGACGACUUCCGGUCUCCGCCGGCCGUCGUCCUUCUACUCCCCCGGGGGAAAGCCGUUGCGCUCCAGGGCGACCUCGAUCGGAUCGACGGCGGCGGCAACCCCAACGGCAACGCCAACAUCAACGCCAACCGCAGCAACGACGUCGAUGCCACGACCAUCGACUCAACCGGCAGCAGUAGCGACUCAGAGGGGGGCGACAGCAGGAGCGUACACUACCCCCGCGACCCCAUCCCCGUCUCCCCUCUAUCGGGUCCGGGACAUCGAGCCGACCCCCACCAUCACGGCAAUUCCUCCGACGACGGCACGCGCGCCCUCGUUUGACGGCGGCGCCGCCGCCGCGGCCGCGGCGGCGGGGGCGGCGGCGGGGGCGGGGGGGGUGACAUAUCGCUCCGCCUGGUCGCCGACCUCGUCCAUCUCGUCGUCGACCACCAUCACUACCCCGAGGUCGGCGAUCAUGAGCACCCCGCGGUCGUUCGGCGGCCUCGGCAGCAGCAGCAGCAGCAGCAGGCCUUACGCGCCGCCGCCGUACGGCAGCAACGGCGGCGGAACCGGAAUCGGGACCGGAAACGGAACCGGAACCGGAACCACGGCGGCCGCCGACCAUGAAGGCAGGAUCACGGUGGCGUGCCGCGUGAAGCCCCGGCAGCGACGGCCAUCAGGCGGAGACGGCGGCGGCAGCGGCGGCGGCGGUGGCGGCGGCCGCAACGAGGGGGUGCGAGGCCUCGGAGCGGGAUCCUCGCCCUCUCCUUCGUCCCCGUCUUGCUCUUCUCGUUCUUCCUCGUGCUACUCGGCUUCGCCGGCGUGCGCGUCGGUGGGUCCGGACGAGAGGACGGUGGCGUGGGCCGGGGAGAGGGCGGACGGCGUCGGAGCGAAGCACUUCACGUUCGACUACGCCGCGGGGGAAGGGGUGGGCCAGGAGGAGCUGUUCGAGAAGAUCGGGCGGCCUGUCACCAACGCCUGCCUGGAGGGCUUCAAUGGCACCAUCUUCUGCUACGGGCAGACGGGCUCCGGAAAAACCUUCACAACCUUUGGUCCCCCGGACGACGUCGUCAAUGGUAUCAGCGGCGGCGGCGACGGAAGCAGCAGCAGCAGCAGAAGCAGAAGCGGAAGCCCCGGCGAGAGGGGGCUACGCGAAUCAUUCGAGUCUCAUUCUCCGGGGGGGGAGGGGGUCGACAGGAGUGGUAGUAGUAGAACGUCCCCAGGAGGAGAUAAAAACGGAGCGUCCCCGGAUAGAAACGGAGCGUCCCCGGGAGGGGACGGGGAUGGGCCGUCCCCCGAGGGCAAGACGACGAAGAGGAAGCAGAAGCAGCAGCAGCAGCAGCAGCAGCAGCGGGUGGUGGCGGAGGCGGAGGGGGCGCGCGCUCUGGCGACGGGGGAAAACCGGGGUUUAGUUCCCAGAGUGCUGGAGUACCUCUUCGAUCGGUUUUCGGCUUCGGACGCGGGGCAUCCCUCCUCGCAGCAGCCGGGCGGCGAGGGAUCGAGACCUCCUGCGCCUUCGGAGAUCCACGUCUGUCGGUGCUCCUUCUACGAGAUCUACAACGAACAGGUUUACGACUUGACUGUGCCAGACGAGGACAGGGUGCCUCUCAACGUUAGGGAGGCCGCUGACAAGGGUAUUUUCCUGGAAGGCUUGUCGGAGGCGGAGGUGACGAGCGCCGAGGAUGCGUGCAAGGUCCUCAUGAGGGGCUACGCCUCGAGGCACACUGCCUCCACGGCUAUGAACUCCGCGUCUUCGAGAUCCCACGCGGUGUUCACGCUGGUGAUAGAUACCGCGGUGCAGAUGGUCUUGCCGGUCGCCGCCGAAGGGGGUUCGGCGGGAUCGGAGGGGGCGCCGGGGACGGGGGGGGAGGGUGUCGGAGCGGGAGGCAACGUGAGGGUGCGAUCGGCGAGGUUUAACCUUGUCGAUUUGGCGGGAAGCGAGCGGCAGGGGCGGACUCACGUAAAGGGGAAGCAGCUCAAGGACGCCUCGAGCAUCAACAAGUCGCUGUCUGCGCUAGGGCGAGUCAUCAACUCCCUCGUAGAAGGUGCCGGCGCUGGACACGUGCCCUACCGCGACUCGAAGCUGACCCGUUUGAUGGCGCAUUCCCUGGGAGGCAACAGCAAGACAGUGCUCGUUGCGACGGUCUCGGCAGGCGUGCCGAAUGCCGGGGAGACGCUCUCCACGCUCAAGUUUGUGCAAAGGGCCAAGAACAUCAAGAAUCGGGUGGUCCGCAACGAAGCCACACACGGCGGCUCCCUUGCCCUGCGUGAGGAGAACGAAGGCCUACGGAAGCUAGUGGCCGACCAGGGCCACUUCCUGUCCGAGGUGAAGUCUCAGCUGAGAGAGGCGGACACGCUUCAGACGCGGCUCUCCAUGGAGGUGGUUUCGUUGAGGCAGGAGGCGCGGCAGCACAGGGAUACCGCCCUUGAGGCUACGGAGCUGCUAAGCGAGCGGCAGGCCAAGCUCGAAGAGUUACAGCGGGCCUUGGAAGUGAAAGAGCACGAGCUCGCUAUGGUUGUCGCCGCCUCUCCCCGGAGGAAGCGGGGGCCCCGCUGGUCGAAUCCGGGCCCGGGGUCGACAGGGUCAUCAUCAGCGACGCCGGGGGGUGAUGACGACCAACACGAAAACGAUACUGCCGAAGGCGGCGGCGGCGGCGGCGGCGGUGGGAAGAGAGACGUGAGGCUGAGGAUGAAGCGGAAGACGCUGGGUGCCGCCGUCGCCGCGGCCAGGCGGAGGAACAACCGUCGCCGGCGGUCCACCGGCGACGUGCUCGGAGACUGCGUCACCCCCGGCGGCCACCGCCUACGCAUGAUGGAUUCACGCCGUUUCGACAACACCGGCGGCGCCGGCGCCGGCCCGCUCUCCGCAAUCACGCAAUCGCCGCCAUCGGGGCCGGGAAAGUUUUCGACUUUACCGGUAGGCGGCGCCGGCGGCGGCUUGUUUGCUAUCGGCUUCGGUAGCGGCGGCGGUGAGACUGACGGCGUUGGCGGGGGUAAUAGCUUCUUUGGCAACGGCUUCGGCAGCAGCGGCGUCAAGGCUGACGGCGCUAGCGGCGGUGGCGGCUUUUUUGGCAACGGCUUCAGCAACAGCGGCGUCAUGGCUGACUUCGUCAGCGGCGAUAAGACCGACGGCACCAGCGGGAGCAGCGGCUUCUUUGCUAACGGCUUCAGCAGUGGCGUCAAGACCGACGGCAUUAGCGUCGGUGCCGGCGGUGGUGGCGGCUUCUUUGCUAACGGACUCGGCAGCGGCGGCGGCGGCAGCGUCGUUAGCGGGUUUGGCGUCGCCAGCGCCGGCAGCGGCUUCUUUGCGAACGGCUUCGGCAACGGCGUAAAGGUUAACGGGGUCAACGGCAUUAGCGGCGCUAGUGGUGGCAGCGUAUUCGGUCAGGACGGGGAGGUAGAUAAAUAUUGCAGCGACGGUGCCUCCGUCUCCCCCGCCGCCGCCACCGAGGAGAAGGCAAAGCGAGAGGACUACAGCGGCAGCGGCGCAACCGACGAGAAGGGCAAGGAAAAGGAUUACAACGGCGAGGACGACGACGGCGAUCACGAGAGCUCUGACGUGCUCGGAGACCGGCGUCGCGAACAAGACAACUCCGCCGCCGCCGCCGCUGAGCAGAAGAAGGACGGGGACAAAGAUGGCGAAGACAAAGACGAAGACGAAGACGAUAAUGACGAAAGCUCCGAUGUGCUCGGAGACCUGCGUCGGCGCGAGGAUGCGAAGGACGCGAAGCAGAAGAACAACAAGCGCGGCGGCCGAUCGUCGUCUUCGUUGACGACGACGCCGUCGCCGCUCUCCGUCCUGGAGAAGGACAAAGGCGAGGUCUUCGUCCCCGCCUCUCAGGCCCCGUCCCUAUCGACCCAAUACUCCCCGUUCAGCGUCGACGGCGACGACGACGACGAGGACGGGGACGACGUCUACGAACAAAAGGAGGCGGACUGCGCCCCCGAGACAGCGGGGGCGGGCGGCGCCAACAACAGCGGCGACGAAGGGGGGUUCCGCAGUGUCAACCCCAUGCUUAGGGGGGGUGCUGGUCCUCGGGAAGGAGCCGGCAGUAUCAGCAGCAGCAGCGGUAGCCUUAGCAGCAGCGGCAGCCUUAGCAGCAGCGGCGUCGCCGGCGUCGAUCUGCUCCCCGCCGCCUGUAGCGCUAGCCGCUUCUUCGACCAAAACGUCGGCAGGACGGUGAUGAGGGGCGACGGGAGCCCGCUCACGUCGGAGGAGGUGGCCUCCGCGCUGGCAGCAGCAACGGCGGCCGUGUUGCCGAAGGGGAGGAAGCAGAGGGAGGUCACGGCGACGGUCACCGGAGCCGGAGCCGGCGGCGGUGGCGGUAGUGAUGGCGCCGAUGGCAGCAGGAACGAGGGCCUGGAAGACCCCGCCGUCGAUGCUGCUGGUGCUGCUGGUGCCGGAGAAACGGCUAGCGGCAUGGCCGCGGCUUCGGGGCUGAACGCGGUGGUGGCGGCGGCAGGGCAGGGGACGGAGGCCCGUGAGGGCUCAGAUAUAACCAGCAGCAGCAGCAGCAACAGCAGUGGUGGUGGUGGUGGUGGUGCUGCUGCUGCUGCUGCUGAUGAUGAUGAUGGCAGCGACAGCGGCGGCCACAGCGGCGGUGCCGGUUCGGGUGGUUUGGCCGAAGGGUCGGGAGGAGAUUACGCCGCUUUCGUCGGCGCGCUCGUUCGGCCGGGGACCGUGAGCGCUCGAACCGCCGAGGCUGAAUCGAGACAGAAACAAGAAUCCACCGCCGCCGCCGCUGGCGCUACCGCCGCUGGCGCUACCGCCGCUGCCGCCGGUGCUCCUGCCGCCGCUACCGUAGCUGGUGACGACGGAGACGGUGGCGGUCACGAAGGCAGCGGUGGUGGUCCUGACCCUGCCGCUCCUAACGGUGACGGUACUGCCGCGUCAAGCGGUAGUGGUUGUGCCGCAUUUAGCGGUGCCGGUUCUGCCGUGCCUGGCGCCGCCGAGGUGGGGCUGCUGCCGUCGAACGCGUCGGGGGUGAAUCCGGCGCGGUGGGCGGGGGCGAUACCGCUGCCCGGCCUGGUUGCGGCCGCUACUGGCGGCGCAGGCGGCGGCGGAGCGGCGGCGUCUGUUUGUCGGCCGCUUUCCCCGGGUAGACCGGGAGGAAACAACAGCAACGACGACAGCGAUGACAAGAGCGAUGGCAACGACGAUGACAGCAGCGAUGGCAACGACGAUGACGGCAGCGAUGGCAGCGGCAGGUUAGACGAAGAUGACACCCGGAGCAGAAGCAGCAGCCGCGGUCGCCCUCUAGGAGCGGUGGCAAGACCUGCCGCCGCGCCAGGACCCCGAAGGACGAGUUGGGAGGACACGGAGGAGGAUUCUUCCACCGAUGGCGCUGAGGGGGAAGAGUGCGACCCAACAACACCAGGAUCGCCAGCACCAGCACCGGCAUGGAUGGGCGGAUCGACCGCGGCAUUGGCGCCGAGGGGCCCAAUGAAUGCGAAAGGGGUUCCGACGAAUGGAACAAGGGGGGUAGCGACACGACGCGAGAACGGCUUUCAGCGACGGGAGAGCGGCUUGGAGAGUGCCUUGAGUGAGGAUGAGAGGGGGGGCACCGCCACCGCCGCCGCCGCUGCAGCCGCCGGAGGGGAGGGGUCUGCGGGGGGGGGGCGGGGCGAGAGUGCGGUUGCUCUGCUGGCGAGCGUUGUCGCCAUGCUCAGAGAGCAGAGCGAUGCGAGAGACGCGAUGGCUGAGCCAUGCCUGCGGCGGUCACUCGAAAUCCACGAGAAGUUGCUGGGACCCGACCACCCGGAAGUGGCGACGGAUCUCUCCAACCUGGCCGAGGUGCUCCAGGAUAAUGGAGAGAUCGAGCACGCCGAGCCGCUUCACCGCCGCGCGCUGGAGAUACGCCUCGAGCGCCUGGGUUCCGACCACAAGGACGUGGCGUUCAGCCUCCACAACCUCUCUCUCGUGUACAGCUCCCGGGGGGACGACGAGGAGGCCGGGCGCUACAUGUCCAGGGCCAACAAGAUCUGGGAGAUGGCCUACGCGAAGCCGCCUGGCGAUGGCGACGAUGCGUCUGCCGCUUCUGCUGUCAGUGCCGACGCCGGUGCUGAUGGCGGUGAAGGUGCUGCUGCUGACGAGGCCCGUGCUUCGCGGACGCCAAGCGGUAGCUCGUCGUCGUGUUCAGCGUCGGAGUCGUCUUCGCGGAGCGGGGAGGUGAUCUUGAGCCCUGCCGCCGCCGCCGCCGCCGCCGCCGCUGAUGCAGGGUGGACGGGGGUGAUGGGGUCGAUGUUUGGCGGUAGCAGCAGCGGCUCGGGUUUCUUCUCUACAGCGCCAUCAAGCGUAGAGCGGGCGCGGCGUUCCCUCUGCGGGGAGAACAAGGUCGGGUGCACCACUUCGUGACGUGACUUGACUUGACUGACUGGCUGUCACCUGAACAAUGCUUUUCCUCGGUAACAGAGAAUGUUUUGCGGGGGAGAAUAAGGCGGGGUGCGCCAACUCGAGUGACCGACUGACUGGCUGACUUUCUGUAACCGAAAAAAAUUUAGUUUUGUAGUUUUUUGUGGG
Messenger RNA from Ectocarpus sp. CCAP 1310/34, 7473 nucleotides. Lineage: Eukaryota; Phaeophyceae; Ectocarpales; Ectocarpaceae. The record is from the annotation of a GenBank genome assembly.